Dentiscutata heterogama is the source of this 762-nucleotide messenger RNA. The record is from the annotation of a GenBank genome assembly. Lineage: Eukaryota; Fungi; Glomeromycota; Glomeromycetes; Diversisporales; Gigasporaceae.
GCAAAAACAAACGAGCUGACUGCUGCGUUGGAUGCUCAAAGGAGACAAUAUGAUGAGCAAAUUAAGCAAUAUAAUGCCUUGUUGUCUACAAAACAAGAAUAUGAAAUUGCAUUGAAAGAACGUGAUUCACUUAUUUCUAAACUCCAAAGUGAUAUUAGCAGUGUUGCAACUGAAAAAGGAAAAUUAAGUCAAGUUGUAAAAGAAUUGGAGGAAACUAUUAAAUCUAAAUCGACAACGGUUGAACAAAAGGAAGAUAAAGUUGGUCAAUUAGAGAGUGAAAUUUCUAGUAUAAAGAAUCAACUUGCUAAUUUAUCAAUUAGCGCACCUGUUACAACACCACUCUCAGAUCCAAGUAAUCGCCCUAAUAGUAAUUCAUCAACUUCGGUUGAUGAGACAUCUUCAGAUCCUCUGAUCGGACCACAUGUUCCACCAUUUCAAGCCGGUGGACAGCAACCACCGCCAUCGGGAGGAUAUUACCAAUCACCAUACGGAAGUUAUACACCACAAGCUCAAUUUUAUCAAGGUCAACAACAGUAUUAUAAUCCAGGUCAAACACCAUACGGUUACCAACAACCUAUUUAUGGACAGCAAGGACCACCUUCAGGUUAUCAAGGCUAUCAAACUUCAGGUUAUCAACAACAGCAAACUUACGGACAAUCUCAAGGAUCGUUUGUUGGUGGAUUCAUGAUUCCUGAUGAUGCCCCUCCAGCGUAUGAUGGACCUAAAGAUGGAUAUAAGGAUGAUAAAAAAGAAAAGAGUUAA